AGAUAACAACGCUAUUGGCCAGUACAGGAGAGCAACCAGGUCAGCUGACAUGUAGAUACCGCGUAUUCUGUGAGGUCUCUACACAGUACGAGCCACCAACGAAAUUGCUGGCCCAACCAGGAUGCGCAGAGAGUGAUAAAUAUUGAUUAUUUCGGUCUCUGUGCGCAGCGCGGAGGGGAACUUCAGUAGCCUUGAUGAGGACAGCUCCCCUCCGGUCGAUGCUUUGAAGAAAGGGGAGAGCCGAAGUUAUCGUAUUACAAGUCAAGUCUGCAGUAGGCCUAGAAUAAUUAUCAAACGCGCACAGUGGGGAGUGGACUGUCAUCUCCCGUGGGUAGGUGUGUGUGGCACGGGUUUUUCCCAGUAUAGUUGCAUGCCGAAUAUUGUGCGGUGUGGUAAGCUACCAAGUGCAUCGACGAGCGAUGGCGGAAUGUGGAAUGAAGGCGCUGUCUGUCCUGGAGGCGGCCCGCUCACGCUACGAGAGCUUGCAGAUUUCAGAUGAUGUUUUUGGGGAAUCGGGAGAUGACAGUAGCGACAAUCCCUUUUACAGCACUUCGGGUGACUCGAAUUCGGAUAACUGUUGCUUGGAGGCCGGGGAUGAUCCAAGGGCAGGUGAGACUGGGAAUUGUCAAAACGGAGGUCCACCCGGGUCUAUCUCAAAGACUCAAGCAGAGGAGGAUGGAUGGAGCGACACACUGCAAGAUAUCACGGUGGCCCCCUACAACGACACAUAUGGCCCUAUCCAGAGAAUGCCAGCCACAGCCACUUGCAUGGACUUCUUCCAGCUCUUUGUGCCCGACAACGCCAUCCAAAACAUGGUGACGCAGACCAACAUGUACGCCAAGAAGUACCAGGAGCGCUUCGGCAGCGACGAGGGCUGGCGGAACGUGACGGCGGCCGAGAUGAAGGCCUUCCUGGGCUUUGUGACUUCCACCAGCGUUCACCGCUGUGAGUCAGUGCUCAGCAUCUGGAGCAGCGGCUUCUUCAGCAAUCGCAGCAUUGCACUCAAGAUGAGCCAGGCGCGCUUUGAGAAGAUCCUCAAGUACUUCCACAUCGUGGCCUUCCGCUCCAGCCACAGCAGCCAUGGCCUCUACAAGAUCCAGCCCUUCCUGGACUCACUGCAGCAGUCGUUCGGCUGCAGCACCUUCCGCCCCUCUCAGACUCAGGUGCUCCAUGAGCCUCUGAUUGAUGAGGACCCGGUGUUCAUCACCACCUGUACGGAGAGAGAGCUGAGGAAGAGGAGGAAGAGGAAAUUCAGUCUGUGGGUCCGCCAAUGCACAUCCACUGGCUUCAUCUGUCAGAUCUAUGUGCAUCUAAAGGAGGGCCAGGGUCCUGAUGGGUUGGCCACCCUGAAGAUCAAGCCUCAGCUCCACAGUAUGGUGGCCAAACAGCUGUGUCAGAACCUCUCAGGCCGCAACAGCAUCAUCUUCACCGGACCCAGCAUCACCAGCCUCAACCUGUACCAGGAGUUUGAGAAACAGGAGAUCUACUGCUGUGGGCUGCUGAGCACCAGGAAGAGUGACUGCACCGGCCUGCCCCAGUCCAUGUUGGUGAACCCUGAGAGCCCCCAGCAGAGGGGCCAGUCCCACAGCAUGAUGAGAGGUAACACCUCUCUCAUCAGCUGGUACAACAAGGGACACUUCCGCUUCCUUACCAACGCCUACUCACCCACCAAGAAAGGGGUGAUCAUCAAAAGGAAAAGUGGUGAGAUUCCCUGUCCGCUGGCUGUGGAGGCCUUCGCUGCACACCUCAGUUACAUCUGCAAGUAUGACGACAAGUACAGCAAGUAUUUCAUCUUCCACAAGCCAAACAAAACGUGGCAGCAGGUGUUCUGGCUGACCAUCAGCAUCGCCAUAAACAACGCCUAUAUCAUGUACAAGAUGUCCGAUGCCUACCAGAUCAAGCGCUACAGCCGAGCUCAGUUUGGAGAGAGACUGGUGAGGGAGCUACUGGAUUUAGACGACUGCUCUCCUACCCAGUGAGGCGACCACAUAAUCUUUGUAAUAUACGCACACACACACUGUGUACACACACUGUCACACGUACCCACAAACACACACUGUUCAUCACAUGCAAAACACUAAAACACACUAACCAAAACACUAAUAGAUUUGUUCUUUACAAUUGUAGACACUGGGAUAGGUAAUUCCUUAAAUGAAACAAUAUUUUAACAGUGCCAAGUCUGGGUUAAAUGGGUUGGGGGACCGAACCUCCAGGUUUGGAGAGCAGGUCUAUAGUUUAGUCAGAACGGUCUAUAGAUUAAAGUUUCUUUACUGAGGCACAAAGCAGAGCCAUUGUACAGUACACAUGUCUCUAUUGUUAUUGUCACAGGCUGCAUGACAAAAACACAGUUGGAUAAUGUACUGUUGUUCAAUAUGCAGAUUUCUUUAAAAAAAAUCUGGUUAAACAUUGUUUCCAUGUAGAGCAAUAUCACUCUGUAAUGUUAAAUCUAUGAUUCUAUUCGACCACCUAUGGAGCAACAUCAGGUGUGUUCUCUCCAAGAUAGACCUGAACCACUAAGAAGAAAUACUGUAUGUGUGUAUGUCGGUAGGUAUGUAUGUAUUACAGUACCACUCAAAAGUUUGGACGCAC
Oncorhynchus tshawytscha (Chinook salmon) is the source of this 2589-nucleotide messenger RNA. RefSeq names its product piggyBac transposable element-derived protein 5. Lineage: Eukaryota; Metazoa; Chordata; Actinopteri; Salmoniformes; Salmonidae. The transcript has 7 exons. The record is from RefSeq and is a predicted model, not a curated record. Gene Ontology annotation, molecular function: transposase activity. Gene Ontology annotation, cellular component: nucleus. The coding region runs from base 420 to 1979 and encodes 519 amino acids. Gene Ontology annotation, biological process: non-replicative DNA transposition.